Molecule: messenger RNA, 830 nt
Organism: Asparagus officinalis (garden asparagus)
Lineage: Eukaryota; Viridiplantae; Streptophyta; Magnoliopsida; Asparagales; Asparagaceae
Product: germin-like protein subfamily 2 member 4
Exons: 2
Coding region: 48-704 (218 amino acids)
Biological process (GO): plasmodesmata-mediated intercellular transport; regulation of root development
Cellular component (GO): cell wall; plasmodesma
Molecular function (GO): manganese ion binding
Source: RefSeq, a predicted model, not a curated record
UCUCAUUCAUUCAUUCAUUCAUUCAUCCAACAAAAAUAAGAAUAAAAAUGAACAAGACCUCUCUCCUUGUUCUCUUCUCCCCCCUCCUCCUGUUCUCCCUCUCCCUCGCCGCCGACCCCGACAUGCUCCAGGACCUCUGCGUCGCCGAUCUCACCUCCGGAAUCAAAGUAAACGGCUACCCAUGCAAGCCUGCGGAUGCAAUCUCUGCCUCUGACUUCUCAUUCACGGGCAUCUCCAACCCUGGGCCCACAAACAACACGAUGGGCUCCCUCGUCACGGGCGCCAACGUCGAGAAAAUCCCAGGCCUCAACACCAUGGGAGUCUCCAUGUCUCGCAUAGACUAUGCCUUGGGCGGCCUCAACCCCCCUCACACUCACCCUCGAGCGACCGAGAUGGUGUUCGUCCUCGAGGGCCAGCUCGACGUGGGAUUCAUCACCACAGCAAACAAACUCAUAGCGAAAACCAUCACCAAGGGCGAAGUCUUCGUGUUUCCAAAGGCAUUGGUGUAUUUCCAAAAGAACAGUGGAAAUGGGACUGCGUCGGUGAUUGCAGCAUUUGACAGUCAGUUUCCAGGGACGCAGUCUAUCGCUGCGACGCUGUUUUCUGCGUCGCCCGCUGUGCCUGAUCAUGUGCUGACGAAGGCGUUUCAGGUUGGGACUAAGGAGGUGGAGAAAAUUAAGGGAAGGUUUGCCCCUAAGAAUUAAGUGAAAUCAUCGAUGAUUUCGUGUAUAUCGUUUUUUUUCUGUUGGUGGUGAGUAAAUCGAAGGUUGUUUGUUCUUGUUGUGAUAACCGUGAUUUCACGAGGAGGGCAUGCAUUUACAGUUUGUUUA